AUGGAGUCUUACGACGGUAGCCUCCAGCACCAGAAUCAGCGCUGGAAACAGAUGAGAGCAGUGUUUGAAGAAGCAUCGGUGUCUCAGAACACAACAGACACUGAUCACACUGUGAAGGGUGUGCAGGACCCGGCCCUCACUGAAACUCUGCUCAGACAGAACCAUGAGCUGAAGCAGGAGUUAGAGAGGGAACAGCAGAGACACCAGGCCUCCCAAGAGGAGCUCCUCGCACAGAUCCAGAAACUCAAAGAGGAAGUAGAGAGAGAUCCAGGGGAGAUCUUGGCCUUCAAAGCUCGUCACCAAGCCCAAUGUGAGCACUGGAUGGAGCAAAUGAAGAAUAAGCACGAGAAAGAGCUUGAAGCCAAAGACAAAGUAAUCUUGAGUCUUGAAAAUAAGGCGGCCAAUGCUUUCCAUGAGCAGGUGGAGGAGGCCAGGAAAGCUGUGGAGGAAAAUGGACGUGAUCUGAUGGAAGCACACAUCGUCCUCCAAGAAAUGCUGGGGACCGCUCUGAGGAACCAGGUCUCAGCUCUUCAACAGGAGCUGCAGCAGGAGAAGGAGUCACUCGACAGUCAGGUGGCCCAACUCCAGUCACGUCUGAGUGAAAAAGACCAGGCCAUAGUCACAGCACAGAGACAAGUGGAGCAACUACAGACAUUGACGCAGACUCUGUCAACUACAGUGUCCGCCCUCACAUCUGCCCUGGACCGGAGGAAGUGUCUCACCAGUGAAGCUGAGAGAAAACUGCAGGAGAAGGAGAGAGAGACACACGAGCUGAAGACUGAAGUGUCCGGUCUAAGAUCAGCCCUGGACCAGCAGGAGCAGGCCACCGCAGAGGCUCAGACCUCCCAGACUGGUCUGCUGCAGCAGGUAAAGGAGCUCAAACAGGAGCUCGAAGGUGAACGAGAACAGAUAAGAGCCUUUAAAGCACGUCACCAAGCUCAGUGCGAAUACUGGAUGGAGCAGGUCCAGAAGGAUCACAGAAAGAAGCUGGAGGCCAAGGACACUGAGAUUGAAGAUCUGAAAAGGCAAAAGGCGGCUGCUUUUACUGCACAAGUGAAGGACGCCAGAAAGGCUGCGCGUGAGGAGAUACAAAGCCUUAAGGAAUCCAGGGGAAAACUUAAACAAAUGGUGAUUAAUAGAGAUAAACGAGCCCAGCAUCUCCUAGAUUCAAUCACACAGAGGUCUGCACAAGUGCAAUCUCUGAAAGAUGAGUUGACUGCACUCAACCAGGCCCAGCAAACGAAGAAGGAGGAGACCGAGGCCUUGUGGACUGAGGUGUCCAAACUGCUGAGAAACAAUACAACUACACAAACACCUGCCUGCAACAAAGAGCUCCUGGAAAUCCUCAAAGAGAAACUACAGCUAGAAGAAAAGAGGAGGAGGAGGAGUUGGUGGUGUUUCUAA
Molecule: messenger RNA, 1404 nt
Organism: Knipowitschia caucasica
Lineage: Eukaryota; Metazoa; Chordata; Actinopteri; Gobiiformes; Gobiidae
Source: the annotation of a GenBank genome assembly